AGGGAGAACCGACUUGAAUGCUCAAUGGGAUGUUUACAACAGUAAACUGCAGGUGCGCAGCGCCAUUCCAGUGUAAACACCUCAAAGGGCUUGAAAGGUACCAUUGGUGGUGUGUGUGUGUGUUGCUCAAACAAGUCUUGGUGAAGUCAACAUGCUUGGUGAGGCCUGUAGCUCCUACCAGGAUUCCUGGCAGAUACCUCGCUCAUCAAAAGGGUCUACCUCCACUGCCAGUGCCGCCUCUCAAACAAACCUUAGCACGCUAUCUCCUGGCUUUGGAGCCCAUCACGAGCGAAGAGGAGCUGGAAAACACUAGACAGAUAGUGGAGGAGUUCAGCAAACCGGGGGGCGCAGGAGAGAGGCUUCAAGCGAGCUUGGAAAGACGAGCGAAGAAGACUGAAAACUGGCUCUCUGACUGGUGGCUGAAGACGGCCUAUCUGGAUUACAGGCUCCCCGUAGUGAUCAGCUCCAGCCCCGGAGUGGUGUUGCCAAAACAAGACUAUCAUGACCGCCAAGGGCAGCUCAGAUUUGCUGCCAAGUUGAUUUCUGGUGUUCUGAAUUUUAAAACCAUGAUCGACCAUGAGACUAUUCCUGUUCAGUAUAUGAACGGGAAGCCACUCUGCAUGAACCAGUUUUACCAGGUCCUCUCGUCCUGUCGCAUUCCCGGAUCUAAACGGGAUUCUGUCGUCAACUACUCUAAGACUAAAAAGCCAACGCACAUAACAGUGGUGCACAAUUUCCAGUUCUUUGAGCUUGACGUGUAUAACAGUAACGGCAGCCCCCUGACUGUGGACCAGAUCUACAUUCAGUUAGAGAAGAUCUGGAACUCUUCGCUUCAGACUAACAAGGAGCCAAUUGGAAUCCUUACCACUGGCCACCGAAAUACCUGGGCAAAAGCUUACAACACGCUUACUAAAGAUAAGGUUAACAAGGAGUCUGUGAAGCGUAUACAGAGGAGUAUCUUCACGGUGUGUCUGGAUGCCCCAGUGCCCAAGGUAUCCGAUGAGCUGUACCUGAGCCACGUGGCAGGUCAGAUGCUUCACGGUGGAGGCAGCCGAUGGAACAGUGGCAACAGAUGGUUCGACAAAACCCUACAGUUUAUUAUUGGUGAAGACGGCUCCUGUGGCCUGGUUUACGAACACUCUCCAGCCGAAGGACCGCCGAUUGUCACUAUGUUGGACCAUGUGGUUGAGUAUUGCAAGACCUCCGAGAUGGUUCGAUCACCAAUGAUUCCGUUGUCGAUGCCAGAAAAGUUACGUUUCAACAUCACGCCAGAGAUCAAGAUGGACAUUGAGAAAGCAAAGCAGCACCUCAACAUGAUGGUGCGUGACAUGGACAUCAAAUGCUUCACCUUUCAGCGAUUUGGAAAAAAUUUCCCAAAGUCACAGAACAUCAGCCCGGACGCCUUCAUCCAGAUAGCACUGCAGUUAGCCUAUUACAGGAUCUAUAGCCAAGUGUGCUCCACAUACGAGAGUGCCUCCCUGAGGAUGUUCCAUUUCGGCCGCACAGACACCAUCCGCUCAGCCUCUGUCAGCUCUUCGGCCUUCGUCCAGGCUAUGGACGACACACAACAUCAGAACCAAGAGAAGGAGACCUUACUGAGAGCGGCUGUUGAGGGUCACAAAGCCUACACGAACAUGGCAAUAAAUGGCCAAGCGAUCGACAGACACCUGCUGGGCCUGAAGCUUCUCGCUAUAGAAGAUCUGGUCCGAGUGCCUGAGAUUUUCAUGGAUACAUCCUACGCCAUCGCUUUCCACUUUAAUUUAUCAACCAGUCAGGUACCCGCUAAGACCAACUGCCUAAUGUGCUUCGGUCCAACGGUGCCCGACGGUUACGGAGUCUGCUACAACCCCCUGGAGCAGCACAUCAACUUCUCCGUAUCAGCCUUCAAUAGCUGCGCUGAGACCAACGCCGCCAAGUUAGCUCACUACCUGGAAAGUGCUUUAGUGGAUAUGAGAGACCUGCUGCUGCAGACCCCCAAGGCAAAGCUCUGAGUCGUGCUGUACCUGGGGAUGACAGGAUUAGCGUGCAGCACAGGCAGCUGAUGAAAUUUCAGCCAUGUUUGGAGUAUUGUUUGCUCUCUUUUGAUUAACACUGUAAACACAGCCUUUUUAUAUCGGUGGGGGUGGUUGAAGAAGAAUUGUAGCUGUUCAGCUGCCUGUAGAGCACAGCAUUGCUAGGAUUACAACUACUUUUUUUUAAAAAAAGAAACUUUGUGUGUUUAGUUUUUUCUAACGCCUUGGGACAUCCUCCUGACGUUAAAGGCACUAUAUAAAUGCAAUUUGUUGUUGUAAAUCAUAAAAUAAAAGCUAAUGUGCGAGGGGAGAAGGCUGAUGUAGGGGGAGGGAAACCAAUGUGCCAGGAGGUGAUUUAAUUCAGCGUUUUGAUUUUGCUAGGUUUGGACUAGUUAGCCAAGGAGACUGAAGAAUCAAAUCAAAGGUAUGUUAAUGUAAUGUACGGCGUAAAUCAUGCUGUCACUGUCUCCAAACCAGUGGCACAUUUCACAGGCAGCCAUCUGUCUGUGAUGGCAGGAAGAUAACAGUCAAUGACCAUUAUCAGCUGCUCCUGCAGAUAGGUGGGCUCAAGGUAUUUUGUAUUAUUAUUAUUUAGAAACCGCUUAAGCCUCUAUAUUUUACAGUUAUUCUAUAGGAUAAUCUAUUAUAUGAACACUAGUAAUUGUAAUCUGUUGAGCGUGCUCCACUGUACCAAAGCUCUUUAUUUUACACAUUUCCCUCUAAUCCUAUUUUCCCAUCUUUUCUUCAUCUUGCUUAAUGGCAUUGCUUCUCAGGUGUCCAGCUUUGCUUGUUCACUCAUUUUAUUCUGUAUCUACAGCCUUCUGUUGAAUUGUACCUUCUCACAACCCUUUGUAGGAAGGGAUGUUUUCUGGACUCACUUAAAUUCUAGAUUCGCUUUGCAGAAUGCAGGUUAGACUGUAGCCCUGAGGAGUGAAUCUGUGGCUCAAUAAGUAAAGUAUUUGGUUCCGUAUCGACUCCCAUAAAUACAGAGGGAGAAGGAAAUGUACAGUAUUAACAGAAAGGAGGUUAAUAUUCACACGUUACCCCAAGCAUCCGUGCCUUUUAGUUUAAGUAAUGUUUCAGGGAUGAGUAACAACAAAAUAAUUUGCUUUGGGACAAAUAUUUUCUGCUUACUCACUUCAUCGUUGAGAUGAUAGCAACUGCCUGUAUCUCUCCCGAGAGAGCAAUGCUUAGUAUCUCUGGGAUAUUAUAUUAAAGUACAGUAUAUUUUCUCCCUCAGUGUCCCUUCAUCCAGGUUAGUGGUUUGGAGCUACAAUUGGUUAUACCGCCCUUGAGUUGAGGGGAAAAUCAGCCACAGUUUGCGCUCCUAAUCAUGAUUCAGAAAUAAGGACACUUGGCAAGUUCCUGCCAAUGCCUAUGAAACCACCCUCGUAAAAGGAAUCAAAUGCCUUGAUAGAGAACAAUAAUUUUCUUGGCUCCUCUCCCUUCUCUUUCCCACCCCCAGCAAGGAUUCUUUUUUAGUUGUAAGAUGUCAGAGUAACAUAUGUUGCAUCAGACACUGUGCAGCGUUUGAUUGUACUGUGAUGUAUUAAGUGUAUUUUAUACAUCAUAUGGUGGUUUGAAUAUUGUAACCGAAGGUUUACUGUAAAUAUUUCAAAAUGGUAUUAAAAUUCUUAAUAUA
Callorhinchus milii (elephant shark) is the source of this 3654-nucleotide messenger RNA. RefSeq names its product carnitine O-acetyltransferase a (gene crata). The transcript is spliced from 14 exons. Gene Ontology annotation, molecular function: carnitine O-acetyltransferase activity. Gene Ontology annotation, cellular component: peroxisome. The coding region runs from base 18 to 1991 and encodes 657 amino acids. The record is from RefSeq and is a predicted model, not a curated record. Gene Ontology annotation, biological process: carnitine metabolic process, CoA-linked. NCBI's taxonomy places the organism in Eukaryota, Metazoa, Chordata, Chondrichthyes, Chimaeriformes, Callorhinchidae.